AGUGUGAGUGAGUGUGAGACGGACCAUCGAGAAUAUAAUUGCGUUUCGGAGGUGGUUGUGAUCGUAAAGUUGUUUUCAUUUUUUUAUAGAAUUUAGUUCACCACGAAAUGAAACUCUCAUAAACAAUUUUAAUAAUAACGAAAACGGCAAGUUACGGAUAGUGUUAAGACACUUAUUAAAUAAAUAAAUCCCCCCAACGGGAGUGAUUACUUAGUGCAUAUUUGGAAUAGUAUAAAAAUGGCUGGAAUUCUACACUUCGUUUUAUACAUUCUCUUCUCAACGACGCUUUUCCAGUAUGUAAAAUCGGAUGAUGGUCAUUGUAUUUGGUACGGACAAUGCAACAACGACGGCGGAUUAACACAAAAUUGUUGGUACAAUGGCACCGCGAUUCCAAUGGAAGACCCCGACGGUUUAGAACUCAUUCAAAAAUGGUGUCCUCACAUGCUCACAUCGGAUAAGAUUUCAACGUGUUGCGAUAGCAACCAGCUAAAAGUGAUGGACGAAAAAAUUAAUUUGGCCGCCGGGUUCCUGCAAAGAUGCCCUUCUUGCAUGAACAACCUCGUCAAGCAUUUCUGUGAAAUGACCUGCGCCACGAACCAAUCGAAAUUUAUUAAUAUCGUUUCAACAAAACCAAACGGAAAUAUUAAAAAUGAAACCUACAUAACGGAAAUAGAUGUUUACAUGGCAAAUGAUUACCUAGAAGGUACAUACCAAUCUUGUAAACAAGUUAGCGUGCCAAGUACGGGUCAAAAAGCUUUGGAUAUCAUGUGCGGAAGUUGGACAUCGACUCGUUGUUCCGCUAAAAGAUGGUUCGAUUAUAUGGGGAAUAAAAACACCCCUUUUGUACCGUUUCCAAUUAACUACAAGAAUUCAUCGUCGGAUGGCAGUUUUAUACCAGCAAAUCCGCCCGUAACUCCAUGCAGUAAAGCGCUAAAGGAAGGAUUAGCUGCUUGCAGUUGCGUCGAUUGCGAAUCAAGCUGCCCGGUACCAGAACCCCAACCAGCUCCAGCCGGACCGUUUAAAAUCCUAGGUUACGAUGGUUACGCGUUCAUAAUGACCUGCAUUUUCGUCGCGGGAUCAACCCUUUUCUUAAUGGUGGUGUUUAUUUGCCCCAACAUAUCCGGAGGUUAUUCUUUAGGGCGUACCGAUGAUACAGUUGAAAUUGACCGGUUCUCGGGUACUUAUACAGUGGCUGCAAUUAUUCGGGGGAGAGGUACGGAUGAGGUGCGAGCUGCCGUAGGAAGGAGGUUGGCUGGAGUCGAUCGAUCACCCCAUAACACUUUGGGAGAUAGCGAAGAUAGCCCCCUUCAACAAUCCAAGAGAUCCAGUGUUGCAUCAGAAACCGACCAUGAAAUGGACACCCACUCCAUCACAAAAAUGCCUGGAGAAUACGAAAUCUCAUCGUCAUUCAUCGAGAAAUUAGGGGCAAACACCGACACGAUUCUCCAACAAUUUUUCGAAUCCUGGGGGAAAUUUUGCGCGUCUCGCCCGUGGUUAAUUUUAUUUUUCGGGGCUUGCCUCGUCAUCGCGCUUGGACACGGAAUAAAAUAUUUAAAAGUAACCACAGACCCCGUCGAGCUUUGGGCAUCGCCGAAUUCGCGGAGUCGAAUCGAACGAGAUUACUUCGACAGCAAUUUUGAGCCGUUUUACCGCAACGAACAAAUCAUAAUAACCACGGUUGGGUUGAAUAAGAUUUACCACGAAACGGAUGAUGGGGUGAUUGAGUUUGGCCCGGUUUUUAACGAAACGUUUUUGCGGGAAGUUUUGAAUCUCCAAGAAAAAAUUAAAAUGUUAGGUGCGGGAACGGAUCAUAGUUUCGAUAAGAUCUGUUUUGCACCUUUACGGAUGAAGGGCCAAAAAAACACUGAUGUCGCGGAGUGUUCCGUACAAAGCAUUUGGGGGUAUUACCAAGAUGACCCCGAUAAUUUCGAUGAUACUUAUUUAGACAAAUUUUUAACGUGCUCUCAAAACCCUUUUAACAUGGAUUGUUUGGGGACAUAUCAAGGCCCGAUCGAUCCUGCGAUCGCCGUUGGUGGGUUUUUGAAACCAGGCCAAUCUUUAUCUGAUAACCCUCAAUAUAACGAAGCGACGUCGAUUAUUUUAACUUUCUUGGUGAAUAAUCACCAUAAUAAAACAAAAAUUGGACCCGCGAUGGAAUGGGAGAAAAAAUUCGUUGAUUUCAUGAAAAAUUGGACUUUAACUGACAAACCCGAUUACAUGGAUGUUGCGUUUACAUCGGAACGAUCGAUUGAAGAUGAACUCGAUCGUGAGAGUAAAUCGGAUGUUUUAACGAUUUUAAUUUCUUAUGUUAUUAUGUUUGCGUACAUCGCCGUGAGUUUGGGGCAAUUAAAAUCGUGCUCUCGCCUUUUAAUUGAUAGCAAAAUCACGUUGGGUUUGGGCGGGGUUUUUAUUGUUUUGGCUUCGGUGAUUUCAUCAGUGGGAAUUUUUGGAUUUAUUGGAGUCCCAGCUACUUUAAUCAUCGUUGAAGUAAUCCCCUUUUUGGUACUUGCUGUAGGAGUCGACAAUAUCUUUAUUUUAGUUCAAACACACCAAAGAGAAUUAAGGAAAAAUUCCGAAACUCAUGAGGAACACAUUGGAAGGAUUUUAGGGCAAGUUGGGCCCUCAAUGCUUCUUACAAGUGUCUCAGAAAGUUGUUGCUUCUUUUUGGGGGGAUUAUCCGAUAUGCCUGCUGUGAGGGCGUUCGCUUUGUACGCUGGGAUGGCUUUAUUAUUCGAUUUCCUCCUCCAAAUAACUUGCUUCGUUAGCUUAUUAUCCCUUGAUACGAUAAGACAAUCAAAUAAUCGAUUCGAUAUUUGCUGCUUUAUAAAGGGAUCGAAGAAAGAUGUAGGAAACCAAGAGAAUCAGGACGGGAUUUUAUACACUUUCUUUAAAUACGUUUACACCCCGAUAAUAAUGAAUAAACUCUCGAGAGUUGUCAUAAUGAUCUUCUUUUUCGGCUGGAUUUGUUUAUCGAUUUCGGUGGCCCCCCACAUCGAAGUGGGGCUAGAUCAAGAGUUAUCAAUGCCCGAAGACAGCUUUGUGCUGAAAUAUUUCAAAUAUUUGAAGGAUUAUUUAAACAUAGGCCUCCCGAUGUAUUUCGUUUUGAAGGGUGGGUUAAAUUUCACGCAAUUUGACACGCAAAAUUUAAUUUGUAGCGGGCAAUAUUGCGAUGUUGAUUCUUUGGUUACUCAAAUUUACGUCGCUUCGAAAUUAUCGAACACCACUUAUAUCGCUAAACCGAGUAGCAGUUGGUUGGAUGAUUAUUUCGAUUGGGCCUCAAUCCCAACUUGUUGCAGGAAAGAUAAAAACACCGGAGACUUUUGCCCCCAUUCAAAUCGAAAGUGUCAACUCUGCAACAUCAAUCUUCAAAAUAAAACCCAACGUCCAUACGAAUCAGAAUUUUCUCACUACAUCUCGUAUUUCUUACAAGAUAACCCGGAUAGUGAUUGCGCAAAAGGGGGGCACGCCGCUUACGGUCAAGGCGUUAACUACAAAUUGAACGAAAAAUUAAAAUCCUCAACCGUGGGUUCGUCCUAUUUCAUGGCGUAUCACACCAUUCUAAAAACAUCGAAAGAUUACUAUGAAAGUAUGAGAGCCGCUAGGAAAAUUUCCCAAAACAUCACCGAUACGAUUAAUAAAAAAUUAAAAAUGAGUGGGGAUAAUACCGAAAUUGAAGUUUUUCCAUAUUCAGUUUUUUAUGUUUUCUACGAGCAAUAUCUAACGAUGUGGUCGGAUACUUUGAAAAGUCUCGGAAUAAGUUUGUUGGCGAUUUUUGUUGUGACCUUCGUUUUGAUGGGGUUGGAUAUUUUCUCAUCGAUCGUUGUUGUGAUAACGAUAACAAUGAUAGUUGUAAAUUUAUGUGGGAUGAUGUAUUUUUGGAAUAUAACCUUAAACGCGGUUUCUUUGGUUAAUUUGGUGAUGGCGGUUGGAAUUGCGGUGGAAUUUUGUUCCCAUAUGGUACAUAGUUUCGCGAUGAGUGUACAACCAACAAGAACUGAAAGAGCGGCCGAUGCGCUUACAAAAAUGGGGAGUUCCGUAUUUUCCGGGAUCACCUUAACGAAAUUCGGCGGUAUCAUCGUUUUGGGAUUCGCGAAAUCUCAGAUUUUCCAAGUAUUCUAUUUCCGGAUGUAUCUGGGGAUAGUUUUAUUGGGCGCCGCUCACGGACUCAUCUUUUUACCAGUUCUAUUGAGCUAUAUCGGCGUGAUGCAACGUCGUGGUAGAUCAACAAAUAAUCAACACCAAUCGGUGGAAAAUUCGUUGUUGUUGCCUUCCACAUCAGGAGCAGUCAAUAACUACAACAGUAUAAACCCGGCUUGGGCGUAAAAAACUUUUUUAUACCAUAGUUUAAAUAUUAAAAACGAAAAGUACUUUAAUUUAAAACAUAAAUACUAAAAAGAGGUGCCUCAUUUAAUAAGAGUAUUUUCGUUGUUUAGUUCAAUUUUGUGAUAGAAUUAAUCAUUUAAUUUUUUUUAAUUUAUGUGUCUAAAAAGGGAAGAAAGUUUUCUUUGUUGUGAUAACGUUUCAAAUCUCAGGAACCGUCCUUUAACGGUAUUUUUUCUUUUUUGGAAUAUUAUUAACGAAAAUUAAAAAGAGGGUGAAGAAACGUUUAUUAAAUUAGUCAGUAUUGAAAUAUUUUUUAAUAAUCUCAACAUUCAUUUUAUAGGAAUUAAAAAAUGGGGAAAAGAAAUGAAUGUAAUUAAGCCUUCGAUGUCCGCACUUAUUACCAUUUAAAUAUUUAAAUAAUACAGGGUGAUGUUUACAAAAUAAAAUGGGACAUAUCCUUUUAUAACAUAAAAUAAA
Molecule: messenger RNA, 4800 nt
Organism: Onthophagus taurus
Lineage: Eukaryota; Metazoa; Arthropoda; Insecta; Coleoptera; Scarabaeidae
Gene: Npc1a
Product: Niemann-Pick type C-1a
Biological process (GO): cholesterol homeostasis; sterol transport; intestinal cholesterol absorption
Cellular component (GO): plasma membrane
Molecular function (GO): lipid carrier activity; cholesterol binding
Source: RefSeq, a predicted model, not a curated record